Beauveria bassiana ARSEF 2860 is the source of this 1233-nucleotide messenger RNA. RefSeq lists its product as uncharacterized. Lineage: Eukaryota; Fungi; Ascomycota; Sordariomycetes; Hypocreales; Cordycipitaceae. The record is from RefSeq and is a predicted model, not a curated record. The coding region runs from base 1 to 1233 and encodes 410 amino acids. The transcript is spliced from 3 exons.
AUGGUCAACUUGAGCGCGUCUUUCGCCUCCUGGCCCUACUGGAUGCAGUUUGCUUUUCUUGGUAGCAACGCCCAGCAGUACAAUGCCUCGUCCGUCUCACUCGCCGACAUUAUACCCCGUCGUGACGUACUCUACGUCGGCGGUGAGUAUACCAACGUUACCGACCGCUCCACCAAUGCCACGUCAAUAGCCCACGUCGGCCAAAUAUACGUCGAAAAGCUAACCCCCAACCCCGCCCCUCCGACCAUCGAUCGCCACGCUCAGAUCCCCAUCAUCUUCAUCGCCGGCGCCGCACAGACCGGCACCAACUUCCUCGCCACCCCUGAUGGCCGUCCCGGCUGGGCCUCGUAUUUCCUCUCCAAAGGCCACACCGUCUACCUCUCCGACCAGCCAGCCCGUGGCCGCUCCGCCUGGCAGCCCUCCGGCGAGGGCCGCUUUGGCACCAUAGGCUCCCCGCAGUCCGUCUCCGACAUUUUUACCGACACGGCUAACAAUGGCAACAAAUGGCCCCAGGCCAAGCUACACACACAAUGGCCGGGGACGGGACGCAUGGGCGAUCCAACCUUUGACGCGUUCUAUAGAAGCCAGGUCCCGUUGCAGACUAACCGCUUCAUCAGCGAGGAGCAAAACGCAAAGGCGUACGCCGCACUCGUCGACAUCGUCGGCGAAUGCUACAUCAUCAGCCACUCCCAAGCAGGCGCAUAUGGCUGGCGGGUCGGCGACAUGCGUCCCAACCUUGUCAAGGGCAUCGUCCAGCUCGAGCCCUCCGGACCACCUUUUACCCUGCGCCCACCCUUUGGCAACGAUCCCGCCUUUGCUUUUGGCCUGACCGACCUGCCCAUCGGCUACAGCCCGCCCGCCGGGCUCCUCGCCGAGCUCAUCAAGACACGCAUCGUGCCUGCCGUCGAUGCCGAACACGACGUGUGCAUCAUGCAGACGUGCCCGGUCAAGAAGCUGACCAACCUCGCGCGCAUCCCUGAGCUCGUCGUCACGGGUGAGGCCUCUUUCCACGCCCCCUACGAUUACUGCACCGUAGCGUAUCUGAAGCAGGUGGGCGUGGACGUCGAGUAUGCCGACUUGGGCAAAGAGGGCAUCCAUGGAAAUGGACACAUGUUCUUCAUGGAGAAGAAUAACAUUGAGAUUGCGGAGAGGGUCAAUCAGUGGCUAGAGAAGCAGCAGUCUAAGAGAAGCUCAUUAGAGGAAAGAGAGAAACAGAGGGAAACAGAGUGCUAG